Messenger RNA from Equus caballus (horse), 4835 nucleotides. Its product is annotated as thiamine transporter 2. The record is from RefSeq and is a predicted model, not a curated record. Gene Ontology annotation, molecular function: thiamine transmembrane transporter activity. Gene Ontology annotation, cellular component: plasma membrane. Gene Ontology annotation, biological process: vitamin transport; transmembrane transport. NCBI's taxonomy places the organism in Eukaryota, Metazoa, Chordata, Mammalia, Perissodactyla, Equidae.
CAGCGCCUGGCUUCACACAACAGAAAGGCUGCUGGUCCGGGCGCUUGUUAUCCCCGCAUGGGAGCGAUCUGGCGAGUAGAGACUCCCUCCUGUAGUCCUGAAGGAGGAGGACUCAAGACUCCAAGGAGAAGAAGGGCCGUUGUGUCUUGGACUCCCAGCAGCUGGCAGCAGGAAGGAGCAGAAGCUGGAUCUGAAGGCAGGAAACUGGACUUGCUUCUAGAAAGAAAUAAGCUCAGGGCACGGAAGGAACAGUUGCAGACUUUAUGUAAGGAAAACGAUCACUGCCUUCAGAGGGUGGGUGAAAGGCCGUGCUGGCUGGAUGAUGUCAGAUAUCUGUACUGUGCAUAACUGAAGGAGCCACAACCAUGGUAUUCUAUUAAAUGCUGAACACAGGUGUUCCGGGGCCCCUGCUGGCCAUGGGUUGUUUCCGAACUUCGCCGAGUCAUUCCUGGAUUUAUCCCACUGUGAUCCUCUGCUUAUUUGGAUUUUUCUCCAUGAUGAGACCCUCAGAACCCUUCCUUAUCCCUUAUUUAUCUGGACCAGGUAAAAACCUGACCAGCUCAGAGAUCACAAAUGAGAUCUUUCCUGUGUGGACCUACUCUUACUUGGUGCUGCUUCUCCCCGUGUUUGUCCUCACCGAUUACGUCCGCUACAAGCCAGUCAUCAUCUUACAAGGGAUUAGCUUCAUCGUUACCUGGCUGCUGCUCUUGUUUGGCCAAGGAGUGAAGACCAUGCAGGUUGUAGAGUUUUUCUAUGGGAUGGUCACUGCCACCGAGGUGGCCUACUAUGCUUACAUUUACAGUGUGGUCAGCCCAGAACACUAUCAGAAAGUGAGUGGUUACUGCAGGAGUGUCACGCUGGUGGCCUACACAGCAGCCUCAGUGCUGGCCCAGAUCUUGGUAUCUCUGGCCAAUUUAUCCUACUUCUACCUCAAUGUCAUAUCCCUGGUCUCUGUCUCCAUGGCCUUUCUUCUCUCACUUUUUCUACCAAUGCCCCAGAAAAGCAUGUUUUUUCAUGCAAAACCCAGCAAAGAAGUACAAAAGCCAUCAAACAAGAAUGGCGUGUUAGGUGAACCUCAGGAGGGGGAAGCACCAGGCUGCAAAGAGGAGAAACCCACGUCGGAAAUAUCUGCCACAUCGGAGAACCCAGAUGAUGGCCUGUUGAGCAGCCUAAAGCCAAAAAAUUUAGCUUUGAGAGUUUUCAUGCAGUGGUUCCAAGAUCUGAAGGAGUGCUAUUCCUCAAAGCGUCUUUUUUACUGGUCCCUGUGGUGGGCGUUUUCCACAGCAGGUUUUAACCAGAUUUUGAACUAUGUUCAAGUCUUGUGGGAUUAUAAAGCACCAUCCCAAAAUUCUUCUGUCUAUAAUGGGGCAGUAGAAGCUCUCGCAACCUUUGGAGGGGCUGUGGCUGCCUUUGCAGUGGGUUAUGUGAAAGUCAACUGGGAUCUUCUGGGAGAGCUGGCUCUGGCGAUCUUCUCAGUUGCCAAUGCAGGCGCUCUCUUUCUCAUGCACUACACAACCAACAUCUGGGCAUGCUAUGCUGGCUAUUUGAUAUUCAAGUCCAGCUAUAUGCUUCUUAUAACCAUAGCUGUAUUUCAGAUCGCAGUUAAUCUGAGCGUGGAGCGCUAUGCUCUCGUGUUUGGAAUCAACACCUUCAUUGCCCUGGUGAUUCAGACCAUUGUAACUGUGAUCGUGGUGGAUCAGAGAGGGCUCAAUCUGCCAAUCAGCAUUCAGUUUUUAGUUUAUGGGAGUUAUUUUGCAGUCAUUGCUGGAAUUUUCCUAAUGAGAAGCGUAUACAUUAUCUAUGCAGCCAAAUGCCAAAAGAAGGUGCAGAGCUCUGCUACAAGUCAGAAUCCAUAUGGACCACACCCAGAGGAGCCAAGGGAUGUCAUCAUGGGAACAAAGCUCUAAUCUUAUGUGAACCAUUACAACCUCUGAGCAAGGACUGUGCUGGUCACAAAGCCACUAAGUGCCAUAAGUUGACAUGUUUCACAAGUGUGGUUUCCAAUGAACCUUUUCAAAACCACAACAAAAUGUCAGCUUUAGACCAGAUAUCUAUGUGCUCAGCUGAACUGGAUGAAGUCAACAGGGCCCAUUAUCUCAAUGAAACAACCCAUUUUGGCAACCCCAGUGAAUAGCAAUAGCUGGAAAAUUCUGGUUUUGAUCACUUGCAAAGACAUGCAAAGGCAUGGAAAGAAACCAUAAGAAAGUUCCAGCUGUCCUGGAGUUGAUGUUCCCCAUUCGUGAGCAGAAAUACUAGCUAGACUGACCCUGUUGCUUGGCUUAGAUAUUUGUUUUAUCUUACCAAAACAGGCAACCCAUGGGACAUUUUUGUCACAUGAGCCAUUUUUCUCCUUCCAUUAAGUGUAUUUCUAUAUAACUUAACAGUUCUCUGAGAGAAUUGCAGGAUUUAGUCCCAUUUCUAAGGACUCCUCUUCAAUCCUGAUAACAUAGCAUCACUCACAAAGUAGUAUUUGAUAAUAUCACCAUUUAAUUGUUUCAUGAUUAUUUUUCAUUUUGCGCUCUGCUGAGCUGUGCUGUUGAAACUCUACCUCAGGAAUAGCUGCAACCCUCCUGUGUGUCCACAGAAUGACAUUCAUGUCCAUUCCCAGUGGCCCUAGGAAAAGUAAUGAGCUUUCUCCCUAAUGUGACACCAGAGAGGUGUUUUAAUGCUCUGUCAGCAUGAUGUCUGUCCAAGACAGAAAAAGUUAAGUAGAAAUUUCCAGGGGUUUCUAGAAGUAUUCGUAAAUAAGAAAACACUGAUGGGGGAGGCACCUGAUUUUUAAAUGGCAGAAAUUGUGCUAAAUAAAAUUAAAUGUGCAAAAAUAUUAAAGAGCCUAAUUUUUUGAUGAAUUGUACUGAAAAUUGGCCUUUUCUGUCCUUUGAAUCUUCAGUAGAGGCUGUAUUGAGCAGUCUGCCAGCGGGAAUAAAGAAUGCUGAUUCAAGAUUUGUAUUUCAAAUACACUCUUCUCCAAAUCCAAAAGUUCAGUCCCUGGACUGAAAAGAAAAUUUCAGCCCAAAAGCCAACACAUUCGCUUAAUGGAGAAAAUUAAUAACUUUCCUACUUAUAGCAAAAUCAGGGAAAGGAUGAUCAGUAUCAGCUUUCUUACUUAACUUGUUGUAUUGGAGGUAUUAGCCAACACAAUCAGACAAGCAAAAAAAAAAAAUUAGAAGUCGGAAAUUGGAAAGGAGGAGGCAAAAUUAUCAUUAUUCCAGAGACUACAAGUAUACACUGAAGAGAGUCAGUUAAAAACUGAGACAGUGUAAGUAUAUAUCAAAACUGGCAGCUUUAAGAUACAACUAUUUAGAAGAUAACAUGGAUGUAAAAGACCCCAUUUAUAGUAGUACAAAAGUAAUAAAAUUCCUAAGAUUAUAUUUAAUUAAUAACUUAAAUGUGUAUAACAUAUAUGAAUUCACCUGAAAACACUUUUGAGGAUGAAUGCUUUUUUAAGUGUAAAAAGGAGGUUAAAUUAUUUGCAGAGAGUAAAAUGCUACUCUCUGCUCUUAAUUUCAGUAACAUAGGAGCAUGAAAAAGUCCAAUGGAACAGAGUAGAAAGUUCUGAAUGAGUCCCUAAUUCAUAAGGGAUUUAAGACUAUGAUAAAGAUCGCAUCUCAUACAAGAGGAAGAAGAGGAUGGAAUAGUUAAUAAGAUUGAAACAGAUUUUUUUCAAAGGAGAAAAUAAGUAGGACCCAAGAGUGCUAGAAUAUCUCUCAAUAAGUAAUAUAUAUGAAUCACAAUGCAGAUGUAAAAUAUGAAACUACAAAAAUACCAGAAGAAAGCAUGCAAGAAUUAUUUUAUAACCCUGAACCUUUCUAAAGGAACACAAAACCUAGAAGUCAUUAAAAAAAAAAGAAUUGACAGCAUAAAGCUAAACUAUGCAUCAAAGAAAAACUAUAAGCAAAGACAAAUGAUAAUCUGGGAAAAAUAGUGUGACUUGUCAAAGCUACUUCCCCUAAUUCAUAAAGAACCAAUACAAAUUGAUAAGAAAAAGAUCAAUAACCUGAUAGAAAAAUGGGAAAAGGACACAAACAGGGAAUUCAGAGAAAGAAAAAUACAAAUGGCUCAGACAUGUAAAAGAAGCUCAAAUUAACUCAUGGGAGAAACGUAUAUUAAAACUGCAAUGAUACCAUUGUUCAACUGUCAGACCAGAAAGUAAUCCCAAAGUGUGACAAUGCACUUUGUUCCCUGGGAAUGGGUCCACAAGCAGUCUCAAAGAUUGUUGGUCAGAGUGUAAAGUAGUUUCAUUGCUACGAAGGAAAAUCCCACGUUCUCAAAAUUACAAAUGUUCAUCUCUUUCCACCUAUAGACUUCUCUGAUGGCAAUAUACACUACCAAUAUCCUUGCAAGGCUGGGAACUGACGUGUAGAAAAGACUUUUUAUUACAGUGUUGUUUCUAAGAACAAAGGACUGGGAACUAUUUAAAUUUCAUUAAAUGGCAGGGAAAUGUAUUAUGGUACACUAAUAUAUUCAUUUAUAAUCAUAUUAACUACAUUAGAAAAUGAGGAGCAUCUUUACAUAGCAAUAAAGGGCUCUAGAAUAUAUUAUUGUGUGGAGAAAAAGUCAAGUGCCAAAAUAAUAAUGAAUGCAAUGGCUUGUCAUUUGUUUAAAAGUAUGGAGAAAAAUAUCUAUGUUCGUUUAUAUACACGUACAACUUUUCUGGAAGGACAAACAAAACAUCUAACAGUCAUGACCUGCUGUGGCGUAAUGGGAAAUGGGAGGAUGGCAUCUUUUCACAGCUUUUGAUAUUUGCGCCCUGGAAAUUACCCACCCCAAAUUAAAAUGCUAAUUUUAAAAAACUGUUUAACCUCUUGGGAAAUAAACUAGCAGUGAAGAAGAAA